CGCUGGCGUGGGGUGUCGACGCGCGAUAUCUGCGCCUGCGCAAUCGGGAGCGGUCUUUUCCUGACAGCAGACAAGAUGGCGGAAGUGGAGCAGAAGAAGAAGCGAACCUUCCGGAAAUUCACCUACCGCGGCGUGGACCUGGAUCAGCUGCUGGACAUGUCCUAUGAACAGCUCAUGCAGUUGUACAGUGCUCGACAGCGGCGGCGACUGAACAGGGGUCUGCGGCGCAAACAGCAUUCCCUCCUGAAGCGCCUGAGGAAGGCCAAGAAGGAGGCACCCCCCAUGGAAAAACCCGAGGUUGUAAAGACACACCUUCGGGACAUGAUCAUUCUGCCAGAGAUGGUGGGAAGUAUGGUGGGUGUCUAUAACGGCAAGACCUUCAAUCAGGUAGAAAUUAAGCCCGAGAUGAUUGGACACUACCUGGGCGAAUUCUCCAUCACCUACAAGCCUGUGAAACACGGCCGGCCGGGUAUUGGAGCCACCCACUCCUCUCGUUUCAUCCCUCUCAAGUAACCCGGAUCCUCACAAUAAAAAUAAGAAGCUUCUUAGUGAA
This is a messenger RNA of Vombatus ursinus (common wombat), 553 nucleotides long. RefSeq names its product ribosomal protein S15 (gene RPS15). Lineage: Eukaryota; Metazoa; Chordata; Mammalia; Diprotodontia; Vombatidae. Gene Ontology annotation, biological process: translation; ribosomal small subunit assembly. Gene Ontology annotation, cellular component: ribosome; cytosolic small ribosomal subunit. The transcript is spliced from 4 exons. Gene Ontology annotation, molecular function: structural constituent of ribosome; RNA binding. Bases 76 to 513 code for a protein of 145 amino acids. The record is from RefSeq and is a predicted model, not a curated record.